Messenger RNA from Danio aesculapii, 2061 nucleotides. Its product is annotated as cystine/glutamate transporter. The transcript has 13 exons. Gene Ontology annotation, molecular function: L-amino acid transmembrane transporter activity. Gene Ontology annotation, cellular component: membrane. Bases 335 to 1813 code for a protein of 492 amino acids. Gene Ontology annotation, biological process: amino acid transmembrane transport. Lineage: Eukaryota; Metazoa; Chordata; Actinopteri; Cypriniformes; Danionidae. The record is from RefSeq and is a predicted model, not a curated record.
CAACACUAUGAAAGAGCUUUCGGUAAUCUGCACGGUAGACUUAACAGCAUUAGCUCUCAAAUACUGUAUGCAUUCCCUUUAAGUUGUUGAUGUAAAGUUGAUGUUGAGAAGAAAAGUGAACUCCGCUGCUGCUUCAACAACAAGAGGAGGUCCUCAUGGUGGAUUCCUGCGUCCUGCUGUGCACAUGAAGCUAAACACAUGCAGCACACAAUGACACAUGGCUUUCCCCCGUCUAAAAGGCUUUAAUUGCGUGUGUUGAUGAAUCUGGAGAAGACUGCUGGCUUUGUUCCUUGCCUGAGCUCUGAACUGCACGAUCUGAAUUGGUCAUCGAGAGAUGGAGGUGUCUAGAAGAGCAACUAACACUGAUCAAGUGUGCACUGAUGGUGGAGGCGAGAAAACUGUGAAAGAUAAUGCAGUUCACCUGAGGAGGAGGAUCGGCUUGCUGCCAGCCAUUUCCUUCAUCAUCGGCACUGUGGUGGGCAGCGGCAUCUUCAUCGCACCCAAAGGAGUCCUGAUGAACUCGGGCAGUGUGGGACUGUCCCUGCUGGUCUGGGCUCUGUGUGGCGUCCUGUCCACUUGUGGAGCUUUGUGUUAUGCUGAGCUUGGUACGAGCUUUACUAAAUCAGGUGGACAUUACACAUACCUGCUGGAGACUCUUGGGCCGCUGCCUGCCUUCCUGCGACUGUGGACUGAGUACAUAUUCAUUAGACCUGCAGUGGCCUCGUAUGUGUCUCUGGCAUUCGGCCGUUAUGUGGUGGAGCCAUUUUUCAUGCCGUGUGUCGCUCCGACAGUUCUGGUCAAAAUGGUCAGCAUGCUGGCAGUCACAUUUGUGGUGGCGGUGAACUGCUGGAGUGUGUCUUUAGCUGCUCGUACGCAAGUCUCGCUGACCUUCAUCAAGAUGUUUGCUCUGGUUCUGAUCAUCAUCCCUGGAAUCAUGGCUCUGGCCAACGGGAACACCAAAAAUUUCCAGAAUGCCUUUGAAUCUGAUUCUGUAUCUCUGACUAAACUACCCCUGGCCUUUUACUCAGGUCUUUAUGCAUACGGUGGAUGGUUUUAUUUAAAUUUUAUAACCGAAGAGGUAAUUAACCCCAACAGGACCAUCCCAUUGGCCAUCACGUUCUCCAUGGUGACUGUUACAGUGUUUUACGUGCUGGUCAAUGUGGCUUAUUACACAAUGAUGACCGCAAAUGAGUUGCUGGUGUCAGAUGCUGUGGCAGUGACAUUUGCAAACCGGGCUCUUCAAGGUAUCGCUCCUGCAAUACCAGUAUUAGUGGCUCUUUCCUGCCUUGGAGCUCUGAAUGGAGGUUUUUUUGGGUCACCAAGGAUGUUGUUUGUGGGAGCCAGAGAGGGUCAUUUACCGGCGAUCUUCUCCAUGAUCCAUAUUCGCAGACAAACACCACUGCCAGCCGUGCUGUUUCUGUAUCCUCUGGUGAUUGUCAUGAUGGGGAGAGGAGAAAUCUUUCAGCUCAUCAACUUUGCCUCAUUCUCCCGUUGGCUCUUCAUUGCGCUGGCGACUUUAGGGUUGAUCAUCCACCGCUACAGAUUUCCAGAACAUCCCAGACCUUUCAAGGUCCCUAUAGCAGUGGCAGUGGUCUUUACCAUAGUAUGUUUCUUCAUUGUUGGGCUCUCCUUGUAUUCCGACCCUUGGAACACCGGCGGCAGCUGCGCCCUCACUGUCUCUGGAGUCCCAGUGUAUUACCUGACGGUCAAGAAAUCAUGCAUACCCGAACGCUGGAAAAAAGCCUUCAAUUAUGUCAGUGAAAAGCUGCAGAUUCUCCUGGAAGUUGCGCAGCAGGAAGUUCAGACCUACUGAUCAACCAAACAUGAUACCAAACAACUGCAAAAGGCAUCACACUUUUACAUUUUAUUGGUGCUUGUGAGUUUUUGUAAUGGUGAUAAUAUUGGGAAGAUGAAAAAACAAAUAUUGAGAAUCCAAAAGCAUCAGUGUAAUGAAGUCUGUUAUAACUAGAACGACCUGUAAAAAAUGCUGAGCUCCACACAAUUCCUUUAUGUGUACCAACACAAAUCGAUUAAAGGGCUCCUAUUUUACCACUUUUACAA